Molecule: messenger RNA, 2333 nt
Organism: Nasonia vitripennis (jewel wasp)
Lineage: Eukaryota; Metazoa; Arthropoda; Insecta; Hymenoptera; Pteromalidae
Exons: 5
Coding region: 358-1881 (507 amino acids)
Source: RefSeq, a predicted model, not a curated record
ACAGCAGCACUGCACGCAGUGCACGCUGCACACACACGCACACACACACACACGAGCUGGUUCUUUCGCUGCUGCUGCUGCAGCCGCUGCGUCGUCGUCGCGCGGAGAGCUGCUGCUCCACCAGCUCCGCAUGGGAAACAAGCUGAUACCGUCGGUGUCACUCUUGUCCUCAAAAAGUCUGCUGGCGCGCCUAGAUACUUAAAAAUAUACGCCGCGCGAGGAAGAGUAGAGAGAGAGAGAGAGAGAGAGAGAGAGAGAGAGCCGCGAAACGCGCUGCACUAGGAGGUUAGGAGCUCGAGGUCGAGACGCGCGCGCGUGACGGAGGCGGUGCACUGCAGCGAGCGGUAGAUACUUACAAUGGGCAAUCAAGUGGCUCGCAACGGCAACGGUGCCGUCAAGAAGACCGGCAAGGCGCUCGCUGCUGCGCACGAUGCCAGCAAGUCCCAGGCGGUGGCUGGCCCGAACAGCCAGCAACAGCAGCAGCCCAACAUGUCCAGGAGCUCGUCCGGUGCCGAUAUUCAGAACAACUCGCACACCCAAUUUCUGCCCAUCGACAGGCUCGCCAAGAUACUUACAGAAAUUUCGCAAAAGGAAGAGGCAGUCAAUGGCAUAACAAAGACGGUUUUUCAAAAAUAUCUGUUCCCACACUAUCCCGAGGUGGCUGACAGAUUAUUUGCGUACUUACAUGCAUCUUCAAGAGCCACAACAGCUCAUUUGGGCCAGUCAGCAUUUAAGCAGCAGGCUGAAAAGUUUCUCGCUAUUAUGAAUGACCAGACAGUGCUGGAGAACUAUGUCAAAAUGUUUGCCGACAAUAAGGAUGGCAACGAAAUUACUCCUAAUGGCCUAAGAGAGUUACUUAUGGUUUCCUACAGACUGGCAAUGACUGGAAACAGCGGCGGUGGUUCGUGCAUGCAGUUGUUCAACACGGUGUCUGCUGUUGUUACUGCCUGCUUUCAUGGCAAAGAUACUUUAUCGGUCAGUUUUGUUAGUAACUGGCUCUGGCAAAAUUGCCCCCGCAUUGUGCAUGGAAUGCACAGAUACGUUAUACACAUACUUACUACUGCUUAUCGCAGCGGCAAAAGCUUAAUGUCCAGUGAGCAAUCUGGACCCCAUAUGAUACCAUCCACUCCCAUACUAGACCAGCCAGACAAUGUUGAUUUCUCAGAGGCGCUUCUACCAAUUAGUCAUGUGUGGCUUCUAGCAACUACUUUACCCAGUUGUUAUACAAAGAUCGAAGAGGAGCCUCAUCAAGAUGGUAUGCAAGCCCUGAUCACAAAAAUGUCCGGAGUAGUCUGCCCGCGUCACUGGACUUUGCUCUACAACACCAACCAGCAUGGCGCAGGUUCAAACAGAUUCCUGCACCACGUACUUGGCUACAAGGGUCCCACUCUGCUUUUCAUUCGCGGGGUCAGCAAUACAGACGACCGUCGCCAAUACCCUACUUAUUGCGUUUGUUCAGCGGUCGAGUGGCGCGAGUCGCAUCUUUAUUGGGGUAACGAGGAUUCAAUGGUCAUCGAAUUGUUGCCUAAUUAUAAGGUGGUGGAAAAAGGUACAAAGUUGUUGUACUUGAACACAAGUAUCAGAGGGUAUCCGCAGGGCCUGAGAGCUGGAGCAGACCCCAGAAAUCCGUGCGUAAUCGUAGAUCAAGCGUUUAAUGAGGUAACGUUCGCUGGGGUUCCUUAUCAACUGGCCAGUCUCGAGGUUUGGGGAUGCGGUGAUGCUAAAUCUAGAGAAAAACAGUUGGAGAUAAAGAAGUGGCAGGUAAAAGAGGCAGAAAAACAGAGAGUCGUGAAGCUGAGCACUGCCGAAUGGCUGGAUCAUCCGGACCGUUACCUGCUGGAGCUGGCGGGAAGACCUUCCUACAAUACUACUAGUAGCUAAAACGAAUUGAAAAUUUUGCUGGAAUAUCUGUACAUAUGUAUAUAAUUAAUGAACAUUCACGGAUGAACCGUGUCAAAAACGUUUUAACUCGGAAUUAAUUCAGAGUCUUAUUAUUAUAUACACCACGAUUUUACCGCACUCACGCCGCAUGAUUUGUUUUUAUUACCGAUAAAAGUUUUAAAAUUGUUAAAUCGACUUCGUUGAAAAAUACAUUGAUACGAAUUAAAUUAAUGUAAAGAACUAUAAUGCUCAAAUGUUGAAUGCCUUUCCCGCAAAGUAUAAAUAAAAAAAAAAUUUCAGAAAACGUCUAUUCAUGUGAUAUUAGUGGUACAAUAAUAUUAUCCACGUGAAUUAACUACGUGCUGCAAAGAGAUAUUUAGUAAUUAGGAUAGAUGACUGAUUGCAGCGCUAUGCCAUUAUCGUGAUGAGAAUAAAGGAAGAAUAUCUUGGAA